Molecule: messenger RNA, 2860 nt
Organism: Entelurus aequoreus (snake pipefish)
Lineage: Eukaryota; Metazoa; Chordata; Actinopteri; Syngnathiformes; Syngnathidae
Gene: tmem100a
Product: transmembrane protein 100a
Exons: 2
Coding region: 211-603 (130 amino acids)
Biological process (GO): cellular response to BMP stimulus
Source: RefSeq, a predicted model, not a curated record
UGACGCGCACGGUGUGCGUCCAGUCGAGGCUGCUGGAUCUUCUCGUCAAUGGAUGGAGUCUGAAUGGUCAUGAAUGGAAGUCACACUCACCUCUUUUCAACACACAAGUUGAGUUCACUUGCAGGAAUAUUUUAUUUUUCGCCAUCCCAGGACCUCAGACGACAUGGAAAACCACUUUCAGACAGGCUAAGACGCUAAGCAAACCGUGCCAUGCCAGGAGACGCCAGUCAGGACGCCAUGAAGACGCCAGCGAGCGCGGAGAAGCCCGGCGUGGCGCCGCCCACGACGACGGUCAGCAUCCCGCUGGUCAACGAGGUGCAGCUGGCGGCGGCCACGGGUGGCGCCGAACUGUCCUGCUACCGCUGCACCGUCCCCUUCGGCGUGGUGGUGCUGAUCGCCGGCGUGGUGGUGACGGCGGUGGCGUACGGCUUCAACUCGCACGGCUCCACCAUCUCCUACCUGGGACUGGUGCUGCUCUCGGCUGGACUGGCGCUGCUGGCGGCCAGCGCCGUGUGCUGGAGGGUGCGGCUGGAGAGGAGGAAGGAGCGCCGGCGGGAGAGCCAGACCACGCUGGUGAGCAACCAGAGGAACAUUUUCACAUGACCAUGCACGCCGCCAACACUUCGUGGAAGACGCUGGACUCCUGGACUGCUGGAGAGCGUGCAGGACGUCUCAUGGGGACGGAAUAUUGCAACAGCUGCUUUCACGCUGCCAGGAACUGGGCAGAAGUUUCUGGAAUAAACACAUUCAUCAUGUUAUCAUCACUACUUCAUCACAUGUACCUCGGAGAUGUAUCCUACACUAAAACAUGAAUCAUAAACAAUGGUCAUCUGCACCACAACUUGGUUUCCUAGGUUCAAAUCUUCUACCUGACACUUUAAAACACUGAGGGCCACAGACUAAAGGAUGCGGGGGCCCUUUUUUCUAUGUUUCACUUUCCUAACCAGUACAGUAUUAAUAUUGUACCCUAUAUUUUAAUGGGCUGGAAAAUGUAAUUUCUGUUGAAACUGUGACUGCUGACAAGCCAAAGCCAAACUGACAUGCUAACACACUCGCCGUGCUAACAAAACAUAUGACUCGUAGGUGUAUACUAGCAAAUUCAGCUAAAAAAGCUAGCAUGCUACCAGUAAGGUGCUAACAUACAACCAAUAGCAUGCUUACUGCGCAUUAGUAAAGUAUAUAUGACUCUGUUAAAUCGACAUAAAAAUCUAGUAUGGUCAUUUUAGCAUGCUAAAAUGCUAACUUCAAAAUUAGUACAUCUGCAAAAUUAGUUCAAAAUGCUAGCAUGCUAACGUUAGCAUGCAUUAAGUACCAAAAUAUAUUACUAUGAGGUGUAUACCUGCUUAAUUGACCCCCAAAAAAGCUAGCCUGCUAAAAGUAAGAUGCUAACAUACCAACAAAAGCAUGCUUACUGCGCAUUAGUAAACUACCAAAAUAUAUGACUCUGCUAAAUUGACCCAAAAAAAUGCUAGAUUGCUAACAUACAAACAGUAGCAUGCUUACUGUGCAUUAGUAGAGUACCAACAUAUAUGACUCUGCUAAAUUGACAUAAAAAGCUAUCAUGGUAUAAUGCUAACUUCAACAUGAGUAUAUCUGCAAAAUGAGUUAAAAAUGCUAGCAUACUGACAUUAGCAUGCAUUAAGUGCCAAACUAUAUUACUAUGAGGUGUGUACCUGCUCUAUUGACCCCCCCCCCCCCCCCCUAAAAAAAAGCUAGCCUGCUAAGAGUAAGAUGCUAACAUACCAACAAUAGCAUGCUUACUGCGCAUUAGUAGAGUACCAACAUGUAUGACUCCGCUAAAUCGACAAAAAAUGAAGUAUGGUAAUUUUAGCAUGCUAAAAUGCUAACUUCAACAUGAGUAUAUCUACGAAAUGAGUUAAAAAUGCUAGCGUGCUAACAUUAGCAUGUAUUAAGUACCAAAUAUAUUACUAUGAGUUGUAUACCCUUUAAUUGACAAAAAAUAAAUAAAUACAUACAACAAUAGCAUGAGUAAACUACCAAAAUAUAUGACUCUGGGGUGUAUACCUGCUAAACUGACCCCCAAAAAAACUAGCAUGCUAAUGUUAGCCUGGUAAAAUGUAUGUAUCGAGUACCAAAAUAUAUGACUCAAAGAUGUAUAUCUGCAAAAUUAGUUAAUACUGCUAGCAUGCUAACAUUAGCAUGCAUCAAGUACCAAAAUAUAUGACUGUUGAGUGUAUACCUGCUAAAUUGACAAAACAAAGCUAAUGUGCUAACAAUAAGGUGCUAACAUAUCAACAAUAGCAUGCUUUCUGUGCAUUGGUGAAGUACCAAAACAUAUGACUCUGGAGUGUAUACCUGCUAAAUUGACAAAAAAAAGCUAAUGUGCAAACAAUAAGGUGCUAACAUACCAACAAUAGCAUGCUUUCUGUGCAUUGGUGAAGUACCAAAACAUAUGACUCUGGAGUGUAUACCUGCUAAAUUGACAAAAAAAAAAGCUAGCAUGCUAACAGUAAGGUGCUAACAUACCAACUCUAUCUGCAAAAUCAGUUACAAAUGCUAGCAUGCUUAUGUUGGCAUGGAUGAAGUACCGAAAUAUAUAACUCUGAGGUGUACACCUGCAAAAUUAGCUAAAAAAUGCUAACAUUUGUCAAAAAACUAAAUAUUUGACGAUGAGGUUCAUGCUUGCAAAAGUAACAUUAGCACACUAACUAAUGUGCUACGGGCCGCAAAUGGCCCUUGAGGCUGCACUUUGGACCAUACCAGACUUUCAUCAAUUCAUUUGUUUGUGGCUAACACAGGUGUGACACUACCUGUUUGCACUCGCUCAUAAACACAUUAUAUUGGGUCUGUCUGAAUUAAACACAUUAUAAUGGGACUGUCUGAAUUAAACACAUUAUAA